Molecule: messenger RNA, 4183 nt
Organism: Oryctolagus cuniculus (rabbit)
Lineage: Eukaryota; Metazoa; Chordata; Mammalia; Lagomorpha; Leporidae
Source: RefSeq, a predicted model, not a curated record
GGGCAAGCGGCUGAGGACCGGCCCGGCCAGCGCGAGGAGUCCUGGGGGACGAGGACCGUUGAUGCCCGAGGCCACAGCAGUGGGCAGCGCCCAGCAGAAGCUGUGGAACUAGACGAGAAAAGACGCAGUUGAAGGCUCUUCCCUGACCCUCUCCAGGCACUCAUCUGGUUACACCUGAGCUUCCGGGUGGGAAUUUUGCAGAAACCUGGGUCAGGUGAGGAUUUACCCAGCAUGCAGCGUGCUUGCCGUGUCGCCCACAGCCCAGAGGCGGCGCCUGGUGCAGAACUGCAUGCUGGCUCCCAGAGCCAUGGAGGGUGGAGGGGCUCCUGCCCGCCCCCUGCUCUCCAGGACUGCCCCCCCCCCCCACCGAGGGCCAGGACGUGUCCUGGGAGGGAGACCUUGGCACUCCAUGCUCUUCCACCUGAGGCUGAGAAACUGGGUCUCUGCAGACGGGGCGCAAGCCACUGACCCUCCCCUCUGCCCCCUGGCCAGCAUUACUGGCCGGCAGGGGCCUGUUGGCAUCCUGGGAGAGGCUUGGGUCUGGCAAUGCCAGGUCGGGGGAGGGGGGGUCUCGUCCACUGCCCGAAGCCAGGUGCAGGGUCACGGGGCUCAGCUGGACCACCUCGGCCGGAGCCGUGUCAGGAGCUGUGUCCAGGCCUCAGAACCCCCUCACUGCAGGGUCAGGGCAGGACGGCCUCCUCCGGUGGAGGGAGCAGCAUCCGGGAACCUUGGGAGUUGGAGCUGGCCAGGAGGCGUCUUCCCGCUGCAGCCAGAUGGUUCUCUGGGGACCCUCCGGGGAGCCGUGUUUCCGGAAGGCGGCCUGGGACUCUUCCAGGCCCUGCCUGGGGGACGCACGCUGCUGCAGUCUCGCAGGCCUUUCUGUGGGCUGACUCCAGCCCCUCCCUCCUGGCUGGGCUCCCCGGACCACCCCGAACACAUCCCCACUGCCCCCGCGUUCCCACAGCGACAUCUGUGUCUGGAGCUGCAGGGGAGAGGCUGCUGGCCUGCGGGGUACACCUCCCCCUGCCCCAGUCUUUGCUCUCUUUGGGAGAUGCCAUGUGCAAGGCAGCUGUGCUGGCACCUCCGAGCACGCAGCCAUGUGCCCACCACCGUGGGGGCGGCCUUUUCUCUAGAAUUCUGUGCACAUCAUUGGUUUCUGCUGGUUUGGUGGCCUGGCUCCUUGCGCGAGUGUCGGGCCCUGGCGGCUGUGCGGACGCAGAGGCCCUGGGGCACUGGCUGGGGUCUCUGGAGCUUGGUGUGCAGGUGGCAAAGCACGGUGUGUGGGCCUCCGGCCCUCUCGGCGCUGGUGAAGCUGUGAGCUGACCAGCGGAGCAGGGCCCUGGGGCUCUGGAGUCCAGGCCAGACAGGAAGCCCAAGAGCCGUCCCCAGGGGUGUUCUCUUCCCGGCGCCAAGGCAGUGCAGUGGAGGGGCUCCCUGGGGUGCUGGUGCGGAGCGCUGGGGUCUAUCAGCACAGCUCUGCUUCGGUUUCCUGCCCGGAGCCGCGUAGCUGUCAGGUUCUGCUUGAUAAACAGUGCUCCGUGCUCAGGAAGACUGUUUGUAAACCGCAGCUUCAGAGGCCGACUUCUAGUAAAAACAAACAGAGGGGCAGCCUCUUGAGCCGAGCGGCUGAGGGUGACGUCACUGGGACCCACAGAGCUCUGUCCACAGGCAUCCAAGCCGCCGUCUGAGUCCAAGCACAGGGGCAUUCCUGUGUGGCCGCUGCGGCACCAGGGAGCUCCUGGCCGCACACACAGGGCAUACGGGCUGGAACCCUCAGGAAACACACGGAUGCUGACAUCCCUCACUAUGUGCUGAGAAGGUGGACACACAGAUGCUGACACAGCUCACUGUGCACUGACACACACAGGUACACACACAGCUCACUGUGCACUGACACACACAGGUGCCGACACAGCUCACUGUGCACUGACACAGGUGCUGACGCAGCUCACCGUGCACUGACACACACAGGUACACACACAGCUCACCAUGCACUGACACACACAGGUACACACACAGCUCACUGUGCACUGACACACACAGGUACACACACAGCUCACUGUGCACUGACACACACAGGUACACACACAGCUCACCGUGCACUGACACACACAGGUGCUGACACAGCUCACCGUGCACUGACACACACAGGUGCCGACACAGCUCACCGUGCACUGACACACACAGGUGCUGACACAGCUCACCGUGCACUGACACACACAGGUACACACACAGCUCACCGUGCACUGAGAACACACAGGUGCUGACACAGCUCACCAUGCACUGAGAACACACAGGUACACACACAGCUCACUGUGCACUGACACACACAGGUGCUGACACGGCUCACUGUGCACUGACACACACAGGUGCUGACACAGCUCACCGUGCACUGAGAACACACAGGUGCUGACACAGCUCACCGUGCACUGACACACACAGGUGCUGACACAGCUCACUGUGCACUGACACACACAGGUGCUGACACAGCUCACCGUGCACUGACACACACAGGUGCUGACACAGCUCACUGUGCACUGACACACACAGGUACACACACAGCUCACCAUGCACUGACAUACAGGUGCUGACACAGCUCACUGAGCACUGACACACACAGGUACACACACAGCUCACCAUGCACUGACACACACAGGUACACACACAGCUCACCGUGCACUGACACAGGUGUUGACGCAGCUCACUGUGCACUGAGCACCUCCAGGGUGCAAACCGAGCAGCCACUGUGGGGGGCUCUGGGAGUUUGUUCCACGGGCUACAAACACCUUUGCUCUCUGGCAGCUCUGCAGGGGCUUCUGGGGACGUCCUGGACAUGUGUCCCGUGUGAGCGGGAUGCUGCAGGGGGGAUGCCCUUGCCUCUCCUUAAGGCAGGUCUGAGCCCCACACGUGACAUUGGGGUCCUCACGCAUGGGCAGAAGCCGAUCACUGUCAUGUUCCAGACGGGCCCCAGAGGCACGGAGCUGUUGGAUUUCUGUAGCUUGGAGAUUCUGGGAUGACUAAUGGCUCCCCUGUCAAACCCUGGUCGUAAUUCAGAGUUGAGUUGUUCUACUCCCGCGUCCACGGAGGUAGGUGUUUAAGAUGGGGGGUGUUUGGUGCAGCAGUAAGGCGCUGCUCGGGUCGCCUGUGUCACUUCUCCGAGGCCUGCGUUCAAGUUCUGCUCCACUUCCGACUCAGCUUCCUGCACAUGUAGACCCCGGGAGGCAGCAGUGGUGACUCAAGUCCCUGGGCCCCUGCCACUCACACGGGAGCUGGCACGUGGGAAACCCCCUCUCCCCUCUCCGCCCUUCAGAUAAGCAAGAUGAAAGAGGGUGCCCUCUAAGCUUGACCCGGCCGCAGGGGUCCUGGGUUCUGCCACACCCUGCUCCUCGGCGGGCGGGAGGCGCGGUCUCGGCCGCUGUGUCCUUGCCUUUCUCUGCCCAGCGAGCAGGAGCUGCGAGUCCACGCCAGGGUGUGACGCGUUCAGAGCCCCGGGCGUUAGCACCCGGUCACUGGAGGCAGGCUGUGUCCGUGAGCCGUGCCCGGUCUUGGCUGGCCUGCGGGUCACUGCGGGGAUCUGCCGGGGGAUCCCGACCACCACAGAACCAGCAGCCUCGCUUGGGUCCCCUCGGGAGCGGGCGUCUCCGGCCUGGGGCCUGCUCAGUGUGUGCCUGCCUUGUUAGCGCCUGUGGGCUCGCUGGUGCGCCUGUCUCUAGUCCACUGCCGUCCCCCUCCCCGGCUUGCUCAUGGCAGGCGGCGUGGCGUGGGGCCGCUGGCCCCGCUGUGAGAGGCUGGCAGCAUUGGGAUCAGUGAGGGCCCCGCUCUUUCUGUGAGGAGACCUCCACCCUGCCCAGCGCUCCCAUGACCCCUUCCUGGGCAUCGCCCCCUGCCCCGGGACAUGGGAAUGGCCAAGCUGUGGGCAGAAAAUGCUGGUGUUGCCAUAGUGAGGGUGGCCCCGCUCCACCCGCCCGGGGGACUGUGUUGAUGAUCAGAUGAGCAGGUGGCCCACGCCAGCCCAGCGCUAAGGCCGUGGCCGUGGGCCAGUGUCCCUGGUAAGUCAGAGCCACCUGUGGACAGGCGGCAGCUGCCAGUGCCAGGAAUUCCCAGAGCACCCCAUCGCCUCGUGCCCAAGACUCGGUCCCCCGCCCCAUUCUUCUCUUUGUUGUGUUAUUUUUUUCUUAGAUUU